GGGGUUCAAUCCCAUGAACGGCAAGAUCAUGACCUGAGCUGAAAUCAAGAGUCAGACGCUCAACUAACUGAGCGGUCCAGGCACCCCUUUUCAUUUUAAACUUUAUUUUUAAUUGUGGUAAAGUAUACUUAACAUGAAAUUUAUCAUUUUAACAUUUAAGUGUACAGUUCAGUAGGGUUAAGUAUACUCACAUUGUUGUGGACGCUCCUGCCUCUUUUCAUCAUAAUUCCAUUUUGAACAUGUGUGGGUGUGGGUGUGAUUUCCUCGUUUCAAAACACCAUUGUUAAUGGCUACACAGUCCAGCUUGUGGAUUUGGUAGAUGUAUGAUUCAUUUAUUCAAUCCCUAUUGUUGGACAUGUAGGUUGCUGCUGCUUAUUAUUCAUUAUUCUAGACAGUGAUGCAUUGGGUAGAUCUUUGUGUAUCAAAAUUUUUCACUUGAGGAUUAUUUUCUUGGGUGGAUUUCUGGGAGAAGAGACAUUCCUGAGUGAGAGAGUGGGGCCCCGUCUCUAGCUGAGCAGGAGCCUUUUUAUGCAGGAAGGAGGGACCAGAGUGGCCUGGAAGGGGCUGGGAGGGCCAGGCCUGGAGGGGAUCUGCCACAAACUGAAGCCUGCUCAGACUUUGUUCAAGAAUUUGCAGCAGGGCAGGCCCCUAUGGCCUUGAAGGCCAAGGAGGCCAGUGGCUGGGGAAUGGGUCCUCCCAAGCAUCAGGGGCUUGUAGACAGUGCAGAAGGUAGGAGAGGGAGGCCCUAGCUGUCCUGCCUUUGCUGCUACCAAAUGCCUUCCCAGUGUGCCCUUGGCCAUGGCCGUCUGAAGGAGUGAGGACAGACUCUCACUAUCAAUGUCCUCCUGUCUCCUGAAUGGAGGCAUGGGCGGGCCUACUCCAUGGCCACAUGUCCAGGGCAGAGCAGGGACUCCCUCCCAGGUCUAUUGGACACCAUCAUAUUCUGCCUCUGAAUUCAAGGAGAUUGACUAGUUUCUUCUUGGUUCAGUUAUAAUUCUUAUAGGAUACAUGAGUGGCCCUCUAUAUGUUGACGUUGAUUUCAGUCAUUUUGGAAGUAGGGUUAUUUUUCUCUCCAUUUCCCCUCUAAUUUUCUGUAAGUGAACACAGAUUAUGUAUGUCAUUAAAAGGAAAAUACUUGAAAACAAAACUAAGCAAUUGCUGUUUUCAAGCCUGAGAUUUUAAGUGAAAUUUGUGGUUUGAUAGCAUUACCUCUUGCACAUACUCUGUGUGCACUUUGUGGUACAUUGUCCCCCUGGGGCCCAAGAACUUGGUUCAUCUGUGCCUAUUUCCCAGGACAUGGCCAGCCGUUUGAUGGUGUGAGAAGGAGGCAGAGUUCUCUGGUUAUGCUUGCUGUGCAUUUGUGAGGCUGGCAGAUGGUCACCUGGAGGAUCUACUGGCCACAGCAGCCUUGGUCACCCUCAAUUUUAUUCUUGGUGGAAAACAAGGUCUGCUUCUCAAUGACCCCCUGCACUCCAGUUCCUGGGACUUGUGUACUACACACCACGGGGGUAGCCCCCCAGAAUGGAGCGGGAGGGCCUUGCUUGGGCUAUGGAGGGCAGGCAAGGAUUUGGGAGAAGGCAGGCUGGCAGAUGGCAGCCCAGGGGAAGGAAUGGCACGGACGAAGGUGUGGAAGUGGGGAGUGGGCACAAUGGGUUUGGAAGGCAGUUUUCUGGCCCAUAGGCUCAUGCAGGGCGACUGGUAGGAAAGUGACUGGAGAUUGUGAAAGGUCCUGACCGGCCUUAAGGGGUGACAGAGACACUUUCUUCUGCCUCCCUGCACCCUCUCCAGCAGCGGAUGUUUCCUAUCAUGCAAAGGAGCUGCAGGCUGUGGGCGGGAUGCCCUCCCUCCUCACCCAGAGUCUAGCUGAUGCCGCAAACCACACAAUGAAGGGAACUUGGUGUGGAAACCGAAACCGCCUGGACUUCCAGCAAGAGAGAGUAGCACCCUGUGCCCUGGGGGCUUGCCCAUGCUGGGGCUCUUCCCUGGACUCGCUCCAGCAGCUCCUCCCUCCAGGCCUUCUUUAAUGCCUCUCCUAGCCUCCACCUUCACUUGCUGGGCCGGGGAGAAUCAUUUCCCUUCUCUGAACUUCAGAUUCCUCAUGGCAGCACUCAGGGGACCACCUUCUGCUGCUCACCAUGGGGAGUAAGCGACCAGAAACAGGUUCUAAGGGACCCAGACUUAGGAUUGCAUGUGCACUACAGGGUGAGCCACGUAUGUGCAUCCUCCUACUCCCAGAAUGCCUCCCCAACUCUGUUCACCAUUACACAUUAAAUUCUGCCAUCAGAGAGUCAUUCCCAUGGCUUCAAAUGACAAGAUGCAUUUCCUUCCAACAAUAGCUCUGUGAACUUGGUAUUCUUAUGCCUGUUUUGCAGGCAGAAAUCUCAGAGGGGAUGUGGGACUGGGGAUACCACCGAGGUGGACUUUGGGGUUGCUGGUCUAGACCUGGCUGCUACCUUCUCAGGCUUAGGUCAGAGAGCUGUUGGGGGUUACUGGGAGGUGCGGUGGUUCGCUAAGACCUGGCACUCUGAGCAGUGGGUGAGGAGAACGUGGGGGAAUGACAGCCCCUUCCGCUGGUGUUGACAGCACCCACUAUUGGGCAACAGGAAGUGCCUGCUGGAGCUCCAGAGACCACAGCUAAGGCAGGGAUGGGGUGGCCAGAUGGGACUCAGGAUUUCCCAGCAGUGGACAUGGGAAAACAGAAGCUGAGCCAUACUGGGAAGGAAAGAGGGGAUGAUGGGCUGAGGCAGGAGAGUGCUUGACAUAUUCAAGGGACAAGGAGACCUGUGUGACUAAGGCCAAGUGACCGAGUGCAGGGACUUCACGGCCCACACAGGCUAUGAGGUGCUGCUGCAGCGGCUGCUCGAUGGCAGGAAGAUGUGCAAGGACGUGGAGGAGCUGCUGAGGCAGAGCUCCCUGAGGGCCUCCUUUGACUCCCUAAAGCAGCAAAUGGAGAAUGUGGGCAGCUCCCACAUCCAGCUGGCCCUGGCCCUGCGUGAGGAGCUGAGAAGCCUUGAGGAGUUCCGUGAGAGGCAGAAGGAGCAGAGGAAGAAGUAUGAGGCCGUCAUGGACCGUGUCCAGAAGAGCAAGCUGUCUCUCUACAAGAAGGCUAUGGAUUCCAAGAAGACAUAUGAGCAGAAGUGCCGGGACGCCGAUGACGCCGAGCAGGCCUUUGAGCGCAUUAGCACCAAUGGCCACCAGAAGCAAGUGGAGAAGAGCCAGAACAAAGCCAAGCAGUGCAAGGACUCAGCCACGGAGGCAGAGCGAGUGUACAGGCAGAACAUUGAGCAGUUGGAGAAGGUGCGGGGUGAGUGGGAGCAGGAGCACCGGACCACUUGUGAGGCUUUCCAGCUGCAAGAGUUUGAUCGAUUGACCAUCCUUCGCAAUGCGCUGUGGGUGCACUGUAACCAGCUCUCCUUGCAGUGUGUCAAGGACGAUGAGCUCUACGAGGAGGUGCGGGUGACGCUAGAAGGCUGCAGCGUGGAAGCCGACAUCGAUGGCUUCAUCCAGGCCAAGAGCACAGGCACUGAGCCCCCGGCUCCGGUGCCCUACCAGAACUAUUACGAUCGGGAGGUCGCGCCCUCAUCCGGCAGCCCUGGCGUACAACCAUCUUGCGGUGUGAUAAAGAGGUUCUCCGGGCUGCUACACGGAAGUCCCAAGACCGCAUCAUUGGCAGCCUCUGCAGAGACCCUGACCCCAACCCCUGAACGGAGUGAGGUUGUCUACUCUGCCAUCACGGUGCAGGAGGCGCCGGGCCCCCCAAGCGUGCCAGCACAGGGCUACAGGGUGCUCUACGACUACACGGCCCAGAAUUCCGACGAGUUGAAUAUCUCUGCGGGAGACAUCCUGGAAGUCAUCCUGGAAGGGGAGGAUGGUUGGUGGACAGUGGAACGGAAUGGGCAGCGUGGCUUCGUCCCUGGUUCCUACCUGGAGAAGCUCUGAGGAAGGGGCAGCAGCCCCCACCUGGACCUGCCCUGCCCUGGGGCCAGCAGAGUCCUCACUGCUGCCCCAGCCUUGCUGGGGCCCUAAGACCAAGCCUACACCCCAGGACGUAUGCUGGAGGCUCCCUGAACAGUCUCUCCCACAGGGAAUAAAGGAGUGCAUUUUUUCUCAUUA
This is a messenger RNA of Acinonyx jubatus (cheetah), 4113 nucleotides long. RefSeq names its product proline-serine-threonine phosphatase interacting protein 1 (gene PSTPIP1). Gene Ontology annotation, molecular function: actin filament binding. The transcript has 15 exons. The record is from RefSeq and is a predicted model, not a curated record. Gene Ontology annotation, cellular component: plasma membrane; cytoplasm; actin filament. Gene Ontology annotation, biological process: actin filament polymerization. The coding region runs from base 2875 to 3939 and encodes 354 amino acids. NCBI's taxonomy places the organism in Eukaryota, Metazoa, Chordata, Mammalia, Carnivora, Felidae.